Molecule: messenger RNA, 948 nt
Organism: Heterobasidion irregulare TC 32-1
Lineage: Eukaryota; Fungi; Basidiomycota; Agaricomycetes; Russulales; Bondarzewiaceae
Exons: 2
Coding region: 1-948 (315 amino acids)
Source: RefSeq, a predicted model, not a curated record
AUGCCUUCCAUCUCCACCUCCUCUGCUGCUCCUCGCAUCUCUUCUUUACUCCGUCGACUUCCUUUCUACAACCGCGGUCCUGCCAUGACUUCCGCUCAGCUGCUAGAGAAAAAGCUUGCUAAAGCUUUGAUUUCUCUCAAAAAUCCUCCGACCAUGAGGGAGCGUGUCAAACGAAUGGGAGAUCGCUGCUUCGAGAAAGUCCGACAUGUUAAGAAGACCGGAGGAUCAUCCAACGUCGUAGAACGUGAAGCCCCCAUCUGGGUCGACCGCUCUGGCUAUGUCACUGUGACCUUCGUCGCGGAUGGCGAACACGAGCUGCAGUUCUCAUCCAGCCCGGUUAGAAUUAAAACGCCCGUUCGAUUGGUCGAAAGCGUUAUCGCCCCUGACACUACCGCCCUGCACCCCGAGUCGAAUGACCCAUUCCCUUCGAAGCUCAGCGGCGAGGAGAACAUGCGUCAGAUAGACCUCCUCCUCACCAUGGCCCAGAACACGUUCUCCGACGACAAACACUCCACUCCCGUCGACACUAUCACUCUCGAAGCAUGCGACAUCGCCAGCGGUGGAAGCUCUUGCGAGCCGCCAUCUUCACCCAAGCCUAUACAGCAUCCCGACGUUACAAUGGGAAUGGGAUUUGACGUCCUCGCCUUUCUCAAGGAGCUUGGGGAGAUGUCCGAAGCUGAGGCACAAUCUAGGUGCUUGUAUGCCAGCCAAUCCAUGGAGCACGAACAAGAGCAGGACGUCCAUCUACAGGAGCUCUGGGCGCAAUUCAUGCAUUUCCCGGAGGUCGCACCUGCGGAGAUACCAAGCCCCAUUCUAGAGCCCAUUCCAAUCAUACAGGUCAACGGACAGGAGGUGGAGAUCUUUGACAUCGACGCAAUCUGGGCGGAAGCCAUCGCAGUCAAGAAGGCUAGAGGGCCCGAGGUCGAGGUCUUCACGGAGCUGUGGUGA